AUGGCUGUGAUCUGGGGUUUGGAUUUGAAGGAGAUGCAGUGGGGUAAAUUCAAGGGCUCCUACAUGUUCAACAAAGUCUACCACCUGCGAAGAGCGAAAAUGAUCGUCUACCAAAUCGCCAUGAUUCUUUGCGUAUGCUCAGAAUCAGUAGGGACAGCGGCAUUGUCGGAUUAUGUUGAUCAACAAGAUGGCAUCUCAACUCGUAGUGGCGGUCGAGCGAUGGUUCACAAUAAUGACAUUAUUGGUAUCUUUAGUUACAACAUCUUUGUUGGCAUCGCGGUAGCUACGAUUUUCGGCUCAGGAUUCUUCUUCGACCUCUUUUGGCCCGAACGACGUGAAAGUCCCUCCGUCAAAUUGGCAUGGAAAAUCUGUUCUGUGGUGGUGACAUUCAUGGCUUUAGCCGAUGCCUUAGCAUUGACAGUCAUCAUUGCAACCCACAGCGCUCAUAUCUCAGGUGUAUCACCUGAAGAAGCUGCAUACUGGUUCCGCUCCAACCCAAAGCCGAACAGAGUGUAUCGACACUACUCGUAUAAUAUUGGAUCUGUAGUCCUCUUGUGGCCGGGAGUUAUUGCAUCAUUUGUAAGUACUUAUAUAAUGUGGAAAUCACUUCAACACAACGAUAUACACGGACCCAAAGCAGCUGCCUACAGAACAAAAAAGCCGACGGGUGAAAAGGCUUGGAUCGAUGGCCCACAAAAAGCUCCAAGCCCAGUAAACAAUGGCGCGACAGAUGCUACUCCAGCACCAGAUUCUUCAUAA
Molecule: messenger RNA, 759 nt
Organism: Cadophora gregata
Lineage: Eukaryota; Fungi; Ascomycota; Leotiomycetes; Helotiales; Ploettnerulaceae
Exons: 4
Coding region: 1-759 (252 amino acids)
Source: RefSeq, a predicted model, not a curated record